This is a messenger RNA of Sordaria macrospora k-hell, 1500 nucleotides long. RefSeq lists its product as uncharacterized. Gene Ontology annotation, molecular function: guanine deaminase activity; zinc ion binding. Gene Ontology annotation, cellular component: cytosol. NCBI's taxonomy places the organism in Eukaryota, Fungi, Ascomycota, Sordariomycetes, Sordariales, Sordariaceae. Gene Ontology annotation, biological process: guanine catabolic process. The record is from RefSeq and is a predicted model, not a curated record.
AUGGGUUCUCAAGAACCGAGAACCCUGGUUAACCCCCAGAACCAGCUCUUUUACGGCACCUUCAUCUACCCCAAGACCCUAACCGAGCUCGAAUACCUGUACAACACCGCCGUCGCCGUUGACCAAAAUGGCACCAUUGUUGCCAUCGAGCGUGACUGUGACCUCCCCAAAGCCACCAACACUCUUCUCCCACGCCUCGGCUGGUCCCCGGACAGCGUCACCAUAAAUACCUCCUCAGCUUCCCAUAACCAGUUCUUCUUCCCCGGUUUCAUAGACACACACCUGCACGCCCCGCAAUACCCCAACGUGGGCAUCUUCGGCAAGUCCACCCUCCUCGACUGGCUCGAGACCUACACAUUCCCGCUCGAGGCCUCGCUCUCGGACCCGGCCAAGGCCCAGACCGUCUACAACCGCGUCAUCCGCAAGACCCUGAGCCACGGCACCACGUGCGCCGCCUACUAUGCCACCAAAGACGUCACCACCACCAAUCUACUCGCCGAUUUGUGUUUGCGCGCCGGCCAGCGCGCCCUCGUCGGCCGCGUGUGCAUGGACCAGCUCUCACCCGACUACUACCGCGACGCCUCGGCCGCCGACUCCGUAGCCGCCACCCGCGAAUCCAUCGCCUACGUCCAGUCCAUCGAUCCGACCGGCGCCAUCGUGCGACCCGUGAUCACCCCGCGCUUUGCGCCCUCGUGCUCCGCGCCCCUGAUGGCCGACCUCGGCAAGCUAGCCGCCGAAACAGGUCUCCCCGUCCAAACGCACAUAUCUGAAAACGAAGGCGAGAUCGACUUGGUCAGAGAACUAUUUCCCGCCAAAGAAAUUGGGGCAAAGGGGGAUACCUACACGCACGUGUACGACACCUUCGGGCUGCUGACGGACAAAACCAUCCUGGCGCACGGCGUGCACCUUUCGGAAGAGGAGGUGGAGAUCAUCAAAGCCAGGGGAAGCAAGGUCAGUCACUGCCCGUGCAGCAACAGCGCGAUCACGAGCGGCGCGGCGCGGGUGCGGUGGUUGCUGGAGCGCGGUAUCGAGGUCGGGCUAGGCACGGAUAUGAGCGGCGGGUAUAGUCCGUCGGUGCUGGAGGCGGCGAGGCAGGCGGCGCUGGUGAGCCGGCAUGUGGCUAUGACGUGCUCACCGAAGAAGGGAAGCAAGGCGAACAAGAACGGGAUAGAUAGGGAGAGGGCCAAGUUGACGGUGGAGGAGGUGCUGUAUUUGGCUACCAAGGGAGGAGCGAAGCUGGUGGGGAUGAAGGGUAAGGUGGGUGGGUUUGAGGUGGGCAUGGAAUGGGAUGCGCAGUUAAUUGGGCUGGGAAGAGACGUCGCUGAUGGGGAGUAUGAGAUUGAGGGUAAGGGUGAGGAGAAAGAGGAGGAGGAAGGGAACGUGGAUGUGUUUGGGUGGGAGAGCUGGCCGGAUAGGGUGGCCAAGUGGCUGUAUAAUGGUGAUGACAGGAACACGAGGAAGGUCUGGGUUAAGGGGAGGUUGGUGCAUCAGAGGAAGUAG